Ceutorhynchus assimilis (cabbage seed weevil) is the source of this 11048-nucleotide messenger RNA. The record is from the annotation of a GenBank genome assembly. Lineage: Eukaryota; Metazoa; Arthropoda; Insecta; Coleoptera; Curculionidae.
CUCGAUCGUCUCACUUCCACCAUCCAGCCGUAGAGCGCCGAAAUCCAGAAUCCGAAUUCAGUACAAACGCGACGCCAGCAUCCUGCGGAUCGGCAUCCGUCCAGACGUCGGAUCCAGGUCACGCCCACUAAUUCGCUUUGGCUUUCAUCAUUACCCUGCUGGUUCUUUCUCAUAAUUUUGUGCUAAAAAUUACCUUCAUUCUUCAAUCCUCGAUAUAGUGUCCAAAAACUAUCGAAUCUGGAAAUUUCCAGAUUAAACAUUAGAAAUGAGCUCAAUAGUCAAUGUAAUGAUUGUAAUAACGCCAAAUCAUAACCAAGUGGCAUGAAUAUAGAAAGUAGAGAUUAGUUAUUGGGAAAACGAACCAGAAUCAUCAAAAAAAAGUGUUCAAAAAACAGUGUUCUAGGUCGAUACUAAAUCUAAAACAAUAAAGGGGCGUGGCUGUUGGAUUUUGAAAAUAAUUUAUUUAAAAUCCUGGACGUUUAUUAGGCGACUAAUUUUGGAAUUCACUUUUUCAUCUCAAGAUGAAGAAUAUUAUACCAUUGAUUGUGAUUUUCCUAUUCACCACAGCGCACGAAAGUGAUUGCUUCCGGCUGACCAAUAUGACGGCACCGCCGGUCCAAGAUCCACGAUCCGAGAUGCGCCUCCACUGUCGAUUCGACAUGGGCGGAGAGGAACUUUAUGCUGUUAAAUGGUACAAAGACGAUCACGAGUUCUUCAGGUACACCCCUGCAGGCGAAGACAUGGUUACAUUUCCAGUACCAGGAGUAGACGUAGAUGACAGAGAGUCCAGGUGUAACAGGGACAGUUGCGAUUUACUUUUGAUCAAUUUAAAGAGGCCUCAAAGUUCUGGAGCUUACAGAUGCGAAGUUUCUAGCGAGGCACCUGCUUUUAGAUUGGCGUCUGAGACACAUAAUGUUACAGUAGCAGCUCUACCUGAAGAACCUCCAGUGAUAGAAGGUCUCAAGAGCGCAUAUUCUUUGGGAGAUUCCUUGGUUGCCACGUGUACUUCGGGUCUUGGAGAUCCCAGACCAGAUUUGAAGUUUUACAUAAAUAAACAGUGGGUGACCAGUGCUUUUAUCCGCGAUGUCAGCCCUGAAACAAUCUACCAAGAUCCAGAGACCGGUAUCCAGCUGCGCAGAUCAAAAAUCCAGCUACGAAUGAUUAUGAAUAGUAAAAUCGGCGGUGCCAAUAUUAACUCACAAAGCGACUUAUCUUGCGUGUCUUCGAUAGAAGGUCUGGACCCGAACGCUGCGCCUCCUGUGACUACGACGCGUACUUUUACCCUAAUUGAUCACAGUCAGGAUGUGAACAAUGAAAAGUUGUUGGCCGAAGGAAUGUCCGGAUCUGAGUCGCACGGAUUUUCGUUGUAUAUUGUUUUCUCGCUCACACUGCUUAAUUAUUUAUUGCUCUAAUUGACUAAGUAUGUCAAUUUUUAAUUAAUAAUUAAUCAUUAGGGAAGUGUUUACACACCAUAUCACCGUAUCCUAAUCUAGAAACACGUUUAGACCAAAGUUUUGUAUGUGAUAAAUGUGGUUUUAUCAGAAAUGGAUUUUUUUCUACUGAAAAGACUGAUGUAAUGUUGGAGGGUUUUAAUUGAUAUUCGAUUGGGUUUUUCGUUGAUUUUUUUGAGAUAUUAGUGCUUUAGGUAUGAAAAUUUAGGCUUGAGGUAAUUUAUUGGUCAAAAAUUCAAAAGUCAAUUAAACAUCACUUAACAAAAUGUUCAGACAACAUCUUCCAGAACUGUAGAAUUGUUUGAGCUAAUUUAACUUAACAGAAAAGCUAGAGCAUUAGAAUCUCAAUUUAAUUAAAAAUUACUUGAUUUUAAGUUUUUUUUUUUUUCAAUACAGGUUUGUCGUUGUGGAAGCAAUCUCAUAUCUCAGAAAUGGCUUAAAAUGUUUUUCAAAACAUUGCUUUACCAAAUACUUACUGCAUAUUAUAUUAGGUACCUUACUUUUUUACUUAUACUUACAGUGGUAGUAAAUUAUCUUAUAUAGCCCAAAAUCGAUUGACUGAAAAUGAAAAAGUAGUUCUACACAAAACAACAAAGUUAUCUGCAGUACCUUCCCAGUACCUUUUAGCAAUGUUUUUUCAAUUUUCUAAACACAACCCUGUAUGUAGCUAUAUUUCUCACAUGGUGCUGGUUUCUUUAUCAACGGCUGGAAUUUAAUUAUCGUCACUUUUAUUUGAAACCAGAAAUUUAAUUUUCACCACAUAAUAUAACUUAUUUUUGAUUGAGUCCAAGUUGAAAUGAAAACUAAAAUAGUACCAAAUACGUUUUUGGAAGCUAUUUUAGUUAUACAUACCUAGUAUAUCAACCUAAACGCCAGAAGAUAUAAAACUUGAAAAAACUAAGAAUUUAGAAAAUUUAAUAUUUUAUCCAUUAGCUAGGUACUGAAAAAAUAUCUCCUUCAAUAAAUAUUGAGCAAGCUAAAAGGAGAGGAGUUAUAUUAUUAUUACCUACUUAUACACUACCUAUACUAUAUACUAGUGGGAGACCUAAAUUCUAAAAUAGUCCACAAGCAAGAAGAUUCGGAGUUUGUAUAGUUGGUCCUCACAGACGGUGGCGGACUGGCACAGUAGAACUAGGUCGGCUUCGCUCACCUUAGGGGCCCGCGCCCGGUAAUAUUGGGUCUAUAUCUUUUCAAGGGCAUAACGCAUUCUGCACCAUAAAAAAUUGUAAAAACUUAAUAACGGUUACAGUUCGGGUUAAAGUUAAAUAAAUGAUAAAAGUGUUGCUUAAUAGGGUAAUGGUAAUAAUAUAUAGCCAUUAUGUUGCGGUCAUAAGCUCUGCGCAACCGCCUCGCAGACUACUGAACUCAGCGCAUGUGACUUUUGGGCACGUUUGUUGCGCCCCAGCAAUAUAUGUAUGACUGGGCUGCUUGUGAAGUGUGAUGGUCCCCAACACUUGGGCGUAAUGGACAACUUACGUGCACAGAAACACUAGUUGUCCACCCCGUCGGACGUGGUUACGCACACCACCCCGCUUAGAGCGGGUGCAACCUAAAAAUACAACUUGUCUUGCGUAACGUCAUAAACACACGCAAAAGUUACAAGACCUAUCUAAACUGACGCAGUGAUAGGGGUGAGAACAUAGAAACAAUACGCUAAUCUCGAUAAUAUACGAUAAGCAUGAGUAAAUGCGCGCCCAGCGCCGGCCAGCGGACUCAGUUUGUGCAUAUGACGUCACAGUGCUAUGAGUGGGAACUUUAUACCACGUAUCUUCGCAACGGUUGGUCAUAGCCUAGUGCGGUUUGAAAAUCCAUGUAGUCUACAUGCACCAUAUUCCUUGUGUUCGGGGUCAUGAAUCCCCUUCCAAGUCAAGUUACGGACUCGGGCUGUCACACCCUCCCAGCUUUAUGGAGCUAGAGUUCGCCUCGUUGCCAAGAAUUCUGGGAUAGUGGCGAUGGAGUGGCUCUGCUGUUCUGCUUAACUGGUCAGGACAAAACCUUCCAUAAGGUAAGACUGUAAGACACCUAGCCCCCUCUGUUGCCAGAGUACUCGUUCGAACGAGACGAGUCGCCAUUCGGUUCUUUGACAUAACAUUCUGUGGGAGAAGCUCAAGAGCUUUGCCCAACAUUCCGAAUGGCCUAAGCACUGACGAAAGUGGGAUCGGUCAGGAGUUCAACUCCCUGGGGCCCUUGCGAGAUAGUGGAUACAACGAUUCCGAGUUCCCGCGUUGCCAGACUUCAGUGGAUAUUCUGGAAAACAGAGACGUACCUACCAACUAUUUUUAGAGCAUAUUUUUAUAUGCGAUUAUACAAACGAGGGCCCCUAUGAAAUGGGGGCUCGGUCGGCAUUUGCCUACCAGCCGACCUAGCCAGUCUGCCACUGCUCACAAAUAUGGAGAUAGGAACGAAAAAGGUAAAACCCUCAGAAUUUCUUCUUCAACGGGGGCUAUAUGUCAUAAGCACCUAUUUUAAAAAAAAAUGGACUUGGCAUGAACAAAGAAAUUGACUUUAUAAUUACAUACUACCAAAAAAGAGGUUGUUCAAGACGUAACUGUGUUAACCCGAUUCGCAACCGGCAGUGACUACAUCGAAGAUAGUCUUGCACGUGAAGAAGGAAAGAAGAAAUAUGGUAGCAAGGACAGAAAAAGUCAAAUACCUACACUCCAAUUACUAGCACAAGGAUAUACCGGAAAGAAAUAGAGAGUACUUAAAUUACAAAAUUAUGUGCAAGAUGAAACAAUAUCAGUGGAGGUAUCUACUAAAGAAGCUGCAAGAGAAAUGUGGAGAUAGUCAACCAAGGAAAUCUAAAAAACUUACCGAAGACACAAGAAACUUAACGCAAAUAAGAAGAAAAAAAGAUGAACACAUAACGAACGAAAACCUAAAGAGUUUGAACAAAACGAUUUCAAAUGCCAUUAAGGAAAGUUAUACAAUAAAGAAAUAACUAAUAUUAUAGAACGAAACAAAAGCCUGACAGUGGUAAAACGGAAGUUGAGAGCAGGAAAGAAGAAUAUUCACACAUUGGAAAAUAAGCAAAGACACAUCAUACAUGAACAAGAGGAGAUUCUGAAAACCAUUGAAGAGUAUUAUAAAUGAUUAUAGUCGAAGCGGGAUGAUUCCAUCCAAGAUGUAGAGAUUCCAGUAAUACAGAAUCAAGGGUCAGAGGAACGUCUAGAUAUAAGUGAUAUAACCGAAGAGGGAAUUGGAACAGCCAUAAAAUGCACGAAGAACGCAACAGAACCCCUGGAGAAGAUGAUAUUGUAACAGAAAUGAUGAAACUGGGAGGUAAAUGCGUCAUGAAAGCCCUAAAAACUCUUUAUAAUAUUCUUGCAUAAAAAGGGAAGCAUGAUAGAAAUUGGAAACUAUCGUUCUAUCAGACCUAUCGAUCUUAUUUAUAUAAGCUUUUUAGGAGAAUAAUUACUAAAAUAAUGGGAUCUAAGCUAGCUUUUCACCAACCACUAGAGCAAGCCGGAUUUGGAACAAAUGUAAAAGGAAAAAGGAAGGAAUAUCUACCUAAAUCUGGAUCUUACGUGCAAACAGCAAGAAACUGACAAACGGAUCUGGAGCGAAUUUAAUGACCGAAAAUCCAAAGGCGAGAAUGGCUUUCGAAUAAGGUACACUGGGGGUGUUCCGCGCAUUGUAGACAUUCAGGGAAACUGAACACGGACGGCCAGCGCCCUAGCCGAUUACCUAAACUCAACAUUUAUUACCAGAAUGCGGGUGACUUGCGAACAAAGCUCACUACUCUCACAUGUAACGCCGCUUUGCAUAACUACAAGGCUAUAAUGUUAACGGAAACCAACUUGUCUGAAGACAUCUCAAACACGGAGCUGGACUUGGGUGACUAUUUCAUCUUUAAGAAGGAUCGCUCGGGUGAAACAAGCAACAAGAAGUGUUUGGGGGGAGUUUUGUUGGCCAUACAUAGGUCAGUCUCCUGCAGUACCUUCCCAACUACUGCACCUCUUGAGCAAGUUCAUGUAACCAUUGUAAGGUUCAUUCUUGGCUGUGUGUACCUACCUCCAGAUUCUAAAUUUGAACUCUACUCAAUGGUUGACGACACAGUUGAGGAGUAUCCAGAAGCUGAACUGUGUGUGGCUGUUGACUUCAACCUAAGACCAGAUGGACUAACAAGGACAUUGCGCAGUGAGUAUUCCUUCUGAUGAUGAUUAUGUCUCACUUCAAGUAAUUCAAAAAAUUGCUACAAUCUCAAAUUCUUGUGCUUUUCAUAACUUUUUUCAGAAUAAUUUUAUUCAUAAUGCAAAUGGAGUUUUUCUCGAUUUAGUUCUGUCCCACAAAACGCUAAGCGUUAAUUAUUGUGAUCCUCUGGUUCCCAUUGAUGAUCAUCCAUCAUCCACUCCUUUGCUUUGACUUGCCUAUCCCGCAAUCAUGUUACACAUCUGUACUAGACCCGAUUGCUAUUACUAUGAUUUUAAAUCUGCAAACUUUGUAUCAAUAAACAAUUACUUGGGUGCUUUCUGCUGUUAUACAAUUUGGAUGUAGAUUCCAUGUUAAUGGCGAGCGGUAUAUUGAUGGUGUUUAUUUCCUUGAGCGACUACCUAUAAAAUUCUGGAGGGGGUCUAUUGGCAAAAGAGAAACAAACUAUUGAGGUUUACUAAAUUAUAUUUUAUUAUGCUUAAAACCAAAAUUAAAAUAAGCAAAUAUCUUUCUAUGUCUGAUAGCCACUUCUAUUUUUCCCAAAUCAAAUAUUUCACAACCAUACAAAUUUCAUUACAGGAAAUAUCCAUACAAAAAAAAAACACCCUACUUCUUCUAUUCUUAAUAACUUAUAAGUUUAUACAUUACAACACUUCCGAUUCACAUUCCUAUUGAAACUACCCUUCACCUAUAUCUAUAAAUUCUUAAAACUCCUAAGUCAUUUACUGACUGCUUAUGCAAAAUAAUUAUUUAAGUCAUAAUCCGACUCACUGGAUUAAGUAUAUAUCCAUUACCAACUAUAUUUUUAUAAAAACCUUACAAUAAUUUCUACAUGAAAAAAAAAAACCUAAUUCAAAAUUCUUUAAUACUUAAGGUCAUCAAUGGUACUUUAUGAACAACUCUUUUACUUUUAGUGGUUCCCAUCCUUCACUAAGGAUCAUUUUGAACAGAACAAUUACUAUACUCGGAUUCCUAGCCAACAAACACAAUUAUUUAAUUAUUAAUUCCUACUCAAAAUCGAAUAUUGUUAAGAGCAUUAUAAUUUUCCUUUGUUAAUUCUUUGCAAAAUUAAUUAAAAUGUCAUUAUACUCGAAGGCAAUUAAAGUUAUGCAAUAAAGUUUUUACAGUCAAAUUACUCAAGUUUUUAUGCAUUAAAGUUUCAAUGUCAUUUCACUUCUUAUCAUUCCGAAUCAUUUAUAAAGUCAAAAAAAAACAAUACUAAUCACUAGAGUACUUACAUUUAAAUUGUCGUCACCCGAUAAAAUACUUAAUUAAUUUACUUCAAAAAAUUCACCUCAAGCACGCACAUAAUGUUGAACGAAUUUAAAUGUUCUUUCUUUCACAAUUUUCCGUUACUUUUUCAAAGAUUCAAUCAAACGCGUUUUCCCGAGGCAAAAAUAAAAGAAACCCUUCGCGAAUUUUAUCCGGACUGACUCAUUAGGUACUGUAGACUUUUAAUUCAAAACUGGACUGAACUAAAAACUUAACUGAUUCUUCUAAAAUCGCUAUAUUUAUAUUAUUUGAUCCCCCAAAAAUUUCUUUGUCCAUCAUUCAUUAACCUUCCUUUUUUAUUUGUUUAAAAUCGAAUAAUUAUGUCGCAAUUUCCUGGUUUAUCGGGGUCAACAGAUUUCGUAUAAGAAUGUGAGGACAUAUAACUCAAAGAAUACCGAUACACGUGUUGACGUCUCGGCCAUAUAUCACCGAUUUAAUUACUUUGGCCUCGCUUUUAAUAUUCUUAUGGAUUUGAUUUAUUUAGAUAAUGACUAAAUAAUAAGAAAUUAAUCGUUUUUAGAUAUUUUAAUUAAUUUGGGUCAAUUUUUGUUGGCUUCAUUUUCAAUUCAUUGAUACUGAUGUUAAUUAUUAGAGAUUCAUUUUUUUGAUUAUUUGUUUACAUUUAAUGUUUUUACAGUAAAGACAUUGUAAAUUACGGGUCUAUUUCCCCGGAUCAUUACACAUGCACAUGUUAGAUUAAGUUUGAUCUAUAAUUUCAUCAGUGUUAAAAAAUGGCACUGCCGUCAAUAAAUAAAUAAAUGACCACCUCCAAGGGAUAAAAUCCUUGAUAGAGAAAGUUGUAGGACACAACAAAACCAUUGAUUUGUGGACUUUGAAAAAGCUUUCGACUCAGUCCAGCAUAUAGCUCCAUGUUAAAGUCUCUUACAGAGUUCAUAUUGACCAAAGCUGCAUAUAACCCUUCCUCAGAAUAUAUAGCUGCAGUUAGAAUGUAUCAUGGCGACAACAUCUCUCCUGCUUUGUUACAAAGCGCCAUGAAAAACGACAAUUGGAAAAAUAUCGGAGUAAUGGCAGGUAUUUAAAAAAUCUGAGGUUUGCAGACGACAUUGUUCUUAUUACAGACAGGAUAGAUCAUGCAUGUCAGCUACUCCAGGACCUCCAAAGUACUUGUGCACGUGUUUGGCCCAAAAAUCAAUUUCUCCAAAACACAGUUCAUGGCCAUAAACAUUUCAACGUAUGGCAAGCAAAUAGAACAAGUUUAUUCCGAUAAAUAUUUGGGCCACGAGAUUAAAUUAGGAAGAGACCACACAGAAUUGAACAGGAGAAUAGGAUUGACAUGGGCAGCUUACGGAAAACGAGGGAUGUCUUUAAAUCAGAUAUUCCCAUUUGCUUGAAGAGGAAGGUGUUUGAUCAAUGAGUGCUUCCAGUUCGAACAUAUGGAGCAGAAACAUUGACUCUAACCGGAAAAGUUGUAAACAGAACCCAAGUGGCGCAGAGGGCAAUGGAGAGAUCAAUGUUGAAUAUCUAUAUCCCUCAGAGACAAAGUUCCAAAUCAUAUCAUCAGGAAGAGAACCGGGGUUGAAAGAAUUACAACGCUGAAAUGGAACUGGGCAGGUCAUGUUACCAGAGUCAGAGAUGUGAGAUGGACUAGGAAAAUACUAGAAUGGAGUCUUAGACACGAUACACGAUGCGUAUCAUAACCGAGGAGGUCCCCUCACAAAAUGGUUGAACGACAUCAAAGUGCAUCCAGCCUAACUAGAUGCAUGGUGCUCAAGACUAGAGGCAGUUGAACCAUUUACGGGAGGCCUGUGUCCUGUGUCCAGCAGUAGACUCGAAACGGCUGAUGAUGAUGAUGAUGAUGAUGCUGAUAUUAUUAACAAAUUGACAUUUGUCAAAUAAAUUUCUGUUGAAACAGAGAAACAUUUACCUCUCGAUAACAACCAAACGGCAUAAGUUAUUAAAAAAAUUACAGAAAUACUUUUCAUAGCUUGAAGUUCCUAAGGCAAAGCCCUGAUUUUCAAAAAUGCAGUAAAACAAUUCAAUUGUAAAUUUUGUCUGAUAAAAUAGCAAUUGAUUCUUGGAUGCAAAUCGCUCCAUAUCAUUUUCCAACCUUUGAUAAAGAAUACCACAAUCUGUGAGAUGUUUUUUUAAUUGUUCUUUACUUUUACAAUUAUUAUUUGGAAGAAUGUAAAAUAAAAAUAUAUUUAAGAAGAAUGAAUUUAUAACCAAAACCCAGAAUUAAAUGCUAGAUAUACUUCACACACUUUUAAGGGCGGUUUAACUCUCAGUUAAUUUGUGCAAACUGUUUUGCGCAAGCCCUUUUGUACAAAAUUUGUGCAAAUCUAUAAAAGUAUAUUAUUUAACGAGCGUACGUAUAAUGUACGCUGUCACCAUUAACAGACGUAGAUGAACAUAAUCGGAAUUCAAAAUACUACUCAAAUUUGGUGCAAAAUUUUAUUGGCUGCUUCCAUGUUAUGGAAUACGUAUAAAAAAAAAAUAUUCCACGGGUGUGGAAUAUGAGAUUCAUAUUCCACAGAUGUGUAAUAUGAGUUACAUUAUGUAGUUACUAUCGUAAUACACUCAACCAUAACAAUCGUCAAAAUUAUCAGGGUAUUUUGACUUAAGUACGUUUACACUGUCAGAUAACUGCACCAAUCUCAGUUAAUUUUCAAGACGAAACAGAUUCCGCACAAGCCAAAUUUUUGAACUGCGCAAAUCAAUGAUUUAUUCUAUUUACCUACAUUUAACGAUUUACUUGCACAAUCCGAUUUGCACAAAUCAACCGAGAAUUAAACCGCCCUUUAAAGCCUCUGUUUCUUCAUCAACGAUUAUUAUAACUUCAAACGCUGGUUUAAACAAAUAAGCUUAAGACCAGAAAAAAAAAAGUUUUGAUAGAGAAACUAGUCAUUACCGAACAGAUGAAAAUACUUUCAAUUGGAGCAAUUUUCCUACGCGCGCAACAAUUUUUUUUAAUUGUAAAUAGUUUCAAAACAAUGUAAAUAAUUCGACUACUGUUGGCAAUAAAUAUACCGAGUCUACUCUACAAGUAGUUAUUUUAUGUAAGUAACUGUAGAUCGUGUACUAACUUUUAAAAAUAAUACUUAUUGACGGUCGCUUAGGGCAACAAACAUUGAAAUAAUAGUCUUCUUUUCCUAAUAUUUAAGAAACAAUGAUGUAUUGGUACUUUGCUCAGACACUUUAAAAAUUUGUUUUUAUUAUUUUGCUCUAAGUGGCCUAAAGUUAUUUUUGCACCAGGGUUUUUGUACAGCACGAUAUAUGAAUAUUUUUGAUGUUGAAAAUCUAGCUCAAUUUUAAAUGUGCAAGUUUCCUAUGUUUUUUUGACCCUUAAUGUUGACAUCUUAGAUAAAUGAAUAAAAUUUGAAUUUAAAGUUUUCGAAAAGUUUUCAACGCUUUGUGGAUUUACUUUUGAACUUAGCUAGGUAUUAUAUAAUUCAAUUAAGUAUGUGCUCUCUUACUAUAUAACUUAAUUUCAAGUAUAGGGUGGGCCAAUUUGGACACUUAAUGUGUUUACAAAUAGCAAAAGAUUAUUUUUUUCCCCAAAAACUGUUAGGGAUAAAUUCUAUGUUAUCCGCACCAAUAAAGAUUUCAUGAAAUUUGAGCUUCAAAGUGCAGGGCUUUUUUUUUACAUUAAUCUCAAAGGAUGAAAAAGAAGCGAAAUACGUAAUUUCAUCCGUUUGUCAGGUGUUUAUUUAAUAAUAAAUCUAUCAUCGAUUUACAUUUUCAAAUAUUAUUUCCAAAAUUAUAAAAAAUAUUCGUUCCAUAAGGACUCAAGUUUGUUUGACUACUUCGCUUAGGCUACAACCUUGCCCUGGGGAUUGAAAGAUCCACUUGGUACAUAAUAUAAAGUAAAAUUAAUUUAUGAACAUUUAAACCAAGGAGAUAUCUAUUAUCAACAGUUUAAAUUGUUAUUAAAAUCUCAACAGUAUGUUGCCAUUUUUUAUUGACCAUUAUUUCCUAUUAAUUAAUAGUUUGUAAUAUUUAUUAGUUGUUAUUUAUUCUGUGAUAUUUUUUAAAAUUAUUGUAAGUUAUCAUUAAAAAAAGCAUCAAACAUUUCAAUGUUAUACUUAUUAUUAUGAAUUCUGUUGUCGAAAUUAAAUAUAAAUUUAAAAUUGUUCACUUUCAAAUAACAAAAAUAUUUAUAAAGUAUUUCAUAAACUUGCACAACCUUUUUGUAACACUUUGGUAUUAUUGGGU